UUUUCGUGACCAUUUCCCUCUCAAUAUAUUUGAUUCAAAAACAAGCGUUACCUAUUUCUCUGCGUUUCUAUACUUCCCUCUUUCGCAAUCUGCAUACGAAUAAUUCGUUUUCAGAGAAAAUUUCUGCUCAAUCUGCCACAAGUUCGACCCGCAAUUGCAACUGUGAUCGACCGGUUUCGAGUUCAGAGUAGGCUUGUCGCGUACGACCAGUGUAUUGAUCAAGGUUUGCCAAUGGAAUCAACUUGUGGUUCUCUUUUGUUAGAGCUUCAGAAAAUAUGGGAUGAAGUUGGAGAGGCUGAUAACGAUAGGGACAGAAUGCUUUUUGAGCUUGAACAAGAAUGUCUGGAUGCAUAUAGAAGGAAAGUGGAUCAAGCAAACCGUUCAAGAGCUCAGCUGAGGCAGGCAGUUGCUGAUGCUGAAGCACAGCUUGCGGACAUUAGCGCUGCAUUGGGAGACCGACCAGCUCAUAUAAAGAAGAGUUCUGGGAGCCUGAAGCAAGAGCUUGAGACAAUUGUGCCUCAACUGGAAGAUAUGACAGAGAAACGAAAUGAGAGGAAGAACCAAUUUUCAGAGCUUCUGAAACAAAUUAAUAGCAUUUCUAAGGAGCUUGCUGGUUCCACGGAAACAUGUCUUGAUGAAAUGUCUAUUGAUGAGAGUGAUUUGUCAAUAAAAAAGUUAGAUGAUUUACAUACUCAGUUGCUUUUGCUGCAAAAAGAAAAGGAUGAACGCCUAAAGCAGCUGCUUCACCUAUUGAAUAUCGUGAAUGCUCUGUGCUUGGUGCUUGGGAUGGACUUCAAAUCAACAGUUUGCAGUGUGCAUCCGUCUCUGGACAAUGCGUGUGAGAGAAAAAGUAUAAGUGCGGAUACAAUUCAAGGUUUAUCUGCUAUGAUAUGUAGGCUUAAGAAUGUUAAGUUGCAGCGCAUGCAAACGCUUCAAGAUCUUGCAAUGACCAUGGUAGAACUCUGGACUCUGAUGGAUACACCAGUUGAGGAGCAACAAAUGUUCCAAAAUGUAACAUGUACUAUUGCGGCUGCAGAAAAUGAAGUAACUGAGCCCAACAGUCUGUCUCUGGAGAUAAUCAAUGAUGCUGAGGCAGAAGUUAUGAGGCUGCAAGAAAUGAAAAUGAGUAAAAUCAAAGAAGUCCUUUUAAAAAAGAGAUUGAUUUUGGAGGAAAUUUGCCAGGGAUCACACAUGAUUGUUGAAGGACAAUCUGGAAAAGAUCUUUCUAUAGAAUGUAUUGAGUCAGGGAUAAUCAAUCCAUCAUAUCUACUUGAAGAAUUAGAGGCACAGAUUUCCAAGGUUAAAGAGGAAGCUUUCAGUAGAAAAGAGAUUCUUGAAAAGGUCCAGAAAUGGUUGGCUGCAUGCGAAGAGGAAUGCUGGCUGGAAGAGUACAACAGGGAUGACAAUCGUUAUAACGCUGGGCGAGGUGCACAUCUUAUGCUUAAGCGUGCUGAGAAGGCUCGUGUGCUUGUAAAUAAAAUUCCAGGAAUGGUAGACGCUCUGAAGUCAAAGGUAAAUGCUUGGGAGAAAGAAAGAAACGCAGAGUUCCUGUACGAUGGUAUUGGUCUAGUUUCCAUGAUUGAUCAGUACAGCGAAUUGAAGCGCUUGAAAGAACAAGAGCGUCAAAUUCAGAGGGAUCAGAAGAAGCUGCAAGGACAGUUAAUGGCGGAGCAAGAAGCAAUCUAUGGUUCAAAACCGAGUCCAUCCAAGAGCGGGGCCAAGACUUUAAGACCUUCAACCGGAGGAGGCGUGGCUAGUAAGAGGUUUUCACUAGGAGGAGCUGCGCUCCAAACUGCACUCGACAAAGCCACUCCCUCUUCUCGCACCCUUCGCAAGAAUAACCCUGUGAAACGCCAGACUUUGAACAACCUUCGCGCAGCUCCCUCUUCUGUCAAGAAAAACUUGUACAAUGGGGCAGUUAAACAGCAUUCGAGCAAUGCAUCAAUCUCACAUCACCACUCUGGAUCAUCAGCAUUGAGGAAGGCCCUCUCUCCCUUGUCUUCAUUAUGUUCCAAUGUCAUGAUUCAUGAGGAUCAGAACACGAAGAGCGCGGUGGGCCAAGGCGCUGAGAGUGGCUACAAAACUCCGGCAGCAGCAACGCCAACGAAGAGGUACUCUGCAAAUGAUGAGAACAGAACGCCAAAGACAAUGCCGGUCCCAGUGCCGGCCACUCCUCCAACGGCGUCUAGUGCUAUGCUGACGGCUAAAACCCCCUUCACGCCGGGCGUCCGUGCAGCCGAACAAGUGGAGUACUCGUACGAGGAGAGAAGAGCCGGCUUUGCGGUUGCUAAGACACUCUCCCUUGUUGACGUUUGAAGUUUGGUGUUUUAGGUGCUUAGUUUGUGCAGUCCAUCUUAUUUUGCAUCGGCCAUUGAUCUAUGGCUUUCCAAUACUAUUCAUGCAUAUAGUUUGAGUUGUUCAAAACCAUGAUCUGAGUUUGAUUACCUCGAAAUAUUUCACUAUUUCUUGUGCCAUGCUAACCUUUCCUCUUAUAAAGAUUUUUUUUCUCUCU
This is a messenger RNA of Salvia miltiorrhiza (redroot sage), 2512 nucleotides long. Its product is annotated as 65-kDa microtubule-associated protein 3. Gene Ontology annotation, biological process: microtubule cytoskeleton organization. The record is from RefSeq and is a predicted model, not a curated record. NCBI's taxonomy places the organism in Eukaryota, Viridiplantae, Streptophyta, Magnoliopsida, Lamiales, Lamiaceae. Gene Ontology annotation, molecular function: microtubule binding. Bases 232 to 2316 code for a protein of 694 amino acids. The transcript is spliced from 13 exons. Gene Ontology annotation, cellular component: cytoplasm; spindle.